Molecule: messenger RNA, 114 nt
Organism: Peronospora matthiolae
Lineage: Eukaryota; Oomycota; Peronosporomycetes; Peronosporales; Peronosporaceae
Source: the annotation of a GenBank genome assembly
AUGACGUGGAACGAGAGCGGACGUGGCAAGUCUGGGGAGAUUGGCGCGUUCGGUGGAAGAGGUUGCGAAGUCAGCCAUAUGACGACGCAGUUCCCGACGAGAGAGACGACCUGA